AAAAAGACAGUACUUAAAUUAAGUACUUCACUUAUAAUUGUCAUAAAAUUUAAAUAUAUAAAAAAAAAGAAAAAAAAAUUGGAUAAUCCCGAAAAAAAUGGGGGACUUCUCAUACUGCCCAGACUGCAAGAAGAGCACGGAGGUGGUGUUUGACCACGCCGCCGGCGACACCGUCUGCGUCGAGUGCGGCCUUGUUUUGGAGGCGCACUCCAUCGACGAAACCUCCGAGUGGCGGACUUUCGCAAACGAAGGCCACGAUAAUGACCCUGUCCGUGUUGGUGGGCCCACUAACCCGUUACUCGCCGACGGUGGACUUUCCACCGUCAUCGCUAAACCUAAUGGAUCUUCCGGCGACUUUCUUACUUCUUCGUUAGGCCGGUGGCAGUCUCGUGGGUCGAAUCCUGACCGGAAUCUUAUUCAGGCUUUCAAGUCUAUUGCCACCAUGGCUGACAGGUUGGGUCUUGUUUCGACCAUCAAGGAUCGAGCUAAUGAGAUAUAUAAAAAGGUUGAAGACCAGAAACCCCUUAGAGGAAGGAAUCAAGAUGCAAUUUUGGCUGCUUGUCUCUAUAUUGCUUGUCGACAAGAAGACAAACCCAGAACUGUAAAAGAGAUAUGCUCGGUUGCUAACGGGGCCACAAAGAAGGAAAUUGGCCGUGCAAAAGAGUUCAUUGUCAAGCAACUAGAGGGAGAGAUGGGUCAGUCGGUGGAAAUGGGAGCUAUUCAUGCAGGAGAUUUCUUGAGGCGUUUUUGUUCGCAUUUAGGCAUGGAUAAGCAAGUUGUAAAAGCUGCCCAAGAAGCUGUAUUGAAAUCUGAAGAGCUCGAUGUGAGGAGGAGCCCGAUUUCAAUUGCUGCAGCUAUUAUUUAUAUUAUUACCCAACUUUCUGGCGAUAAGAAACCACUCAAAGAUAUUUCUCUUGCAACCGGGGUAGCUGAGGGCACGAUAAGGAAUUCUUACAAGGACCUUUAUCCCCAUAUUUCGAGGAUAAUACCAAGCUGGUAUGCCAAGGAAGACGACCUUAAGAACUUAAGCAAUCCUUGAGAACCCGUUUCAGGUUAAUUGUAGAAGAAACUGUAAAAACUUGUUAGCUUAAUGAACAUGAAAUGACAUGAUAGUGUUAGAUGCAAGCCAUUUGUUUGAGGUGACCGAUUCAUUAACCUUAUUGAUCAUCUCUUUUAGGUGGGUGUUUGCUGGUUAGGUUAAUAGAUCUUGUUCAUUUGUAUUAUAUCUGAUGUUAGGUUUUCGAUCUUCUGCUGUAUGUACUCGAGGUAGCCACAUCGUGUAAUGUGUAACGCUUUAGUACCUCGAAUUACUUUCAGGAAUUUAAAUGAUACUCUCUUCUGAUUAA
Molecule: messenger RNA, 1346 nt
Organism: Spinacia oleracea (spinach)
Lineage: Eukaryota; Viridiplantae; Streptophyta; Magnoliopsida; Caryophyllales; Amaranthaceae
Product: transcription initiation factor IIB
Exons: 7
Coding region: 98-1039 (313 amino acids)
Biological process (GO): transcription preinitiation complex assembly; DNA-templated transcription initiation
Cellular component (GO): nucleus; transcription preinitiation complex
Molecular function (GO): TBP-class protein binding
Source: RefSeq, a predicted model, not a curated record